AUGUGCAAAAUAAAAGGAGGAAUUGCCUUGAUUGGGUGCCUCUUGCUGAUGGGUGCUCAGCGCACAGUCGCUCAAUGGUCGGAUAUUUGCGACGAUCAAGCGGACGGAACGCGUUUGCCUGUGGCCCUGGACUGUGCACGAUUUUUGGUGUGCCAGGAGCGUGAGGUGGCCGAAAUUCGCCGUUGUCCACGUGGCCUACAUUUCAAUGCGCAGCUGGGCGAGUGCGACUUCCAGUGGCGGGCCGACUGCAGGGGUCUUUCGUUAUUUGGCAAGGUUGCCGGCGAAGAGGAAUGCGUGUGCACAUGCUGUGCCGAGGAAUGUCCAGACGACGAGCUGGAUCAACCGACCACGCCUUGCCCUGAGGGCACCCCCAGUGAGGGCACCACCAAGCAAACCACCCCCAGUGAUGGCACCACCAAGCAGAGCACCACCAGUGAGGGCACUACCGGGGAGAGUACCUUCGACCCGGAUCCGACAGAAGCUCCCGGCAGCUCAACCGAUCCCCCAACUGGUGGCGCGUUGCCCGCCUACUGCGUCGACAAGCGUCCGGAUUGCGUCAGCCAGCCGGACGGAGUCAUGCUCGAGUUACCAGGCGUCUGCACGAAGUUUAUUCAAUGCAGUCACGGCUGCGUCACGGAGCAAAUCUGUCCCAGUGGCUUGUACUUCGAUCCCAGUCAGUAUGCGUGCAAUCAUCCCUGGAACGUGGACUGCACCCCAACGGACACCGAUGAUGUGGACGGCGAGCUGGCUGGUCCCUCGGGCACCAGCUGUAGCGAUCAGGGCGUUUGCGCUGGACAACGGGACGGCAAAAUGUUCGCCAAUCCCGAUACCAAUGGCUACUUUGUGUGCCAAUGCCAGUGUCCAGUUGCCAUGCCCUGCGAUGCGAACACCAAGUUCAACGAGACGGCACAGGUGUGCGAUUGGGACCUCACAUCCGGUACAAUCGGCGGCAGCAGCAGUGUGAUUUGUCCCAAUGGCCUGGUCUACAAUGCUACCUCGGAUCAGUGCGACUAUCCCGACGGCUAUGUGCCGGAAGUCGUAUGCGAAAACACCAGCACCGUUUGCCAGGGCCAGCCGGAGGGCACGCUCUUUCCCAUAGAGGGCAUUUGCAAUAAGUUCUACAAGUGCAAUUUCAACUGUGCCGUGGAGAAGACAUGUCCCAACAAUCUGCUCUACGACUCGGAGACCGAAAUCUGUGAUUAUCCACAGAAUGUGGACUGUCCCUGGGAGCACACCCCACCCUCUGGUCCGAAUGCCGGUCCCUCCGGCAUAUCCUGUGAGAGCAACGGUCGCUGUCUGGGACAACGCGAGGGCAUACUGUUUCCAUCCCUGACCAGCUGCAGUGGCUAUGUGGUCUGCCAGUGCGAGUGUGAGGUUCCAAUGGAAUGCGGACAGGGCUUAUACUGGGAUCAAAAACUGUCCACUUGCAACUAUGCGGAUAAGGUUGACUGUUCUCUUUAG
This is a messenger RNA of Drosophila novamexicana, 1461 nucleotides long. RefSeq names its product chitin-binding domain protein cbd-1. Bases 1 to 1461 code for a protein of 486 amino acids. NCBI's taxonomy places the organism in Eukaryota, Metazoa, Arthropoda, Insecta, Diptera, Drosophilidae. The record is from RefSeq and is a predicted model, not a curated record. Gene Ontology annotation, cellular component: extracellular region. Gene Ontology annotation, molecular function: chitin binding. The transcript has 3 exons.